Messenger RNA from Acanthosepion pharaonis, 996 nucleotides. The record is from the annotation of a GenBank genome assembly. Lineage: Eukaryota; Metazoa; Mollusca; Cephalopoda; Sepiida; Sepiidae.
AUGUAUCUAUGUAUCUAUCUAUCUAUCUAUGUUUCAUUUCAUCUAUCUAUCUAUCUAUCUAUCUAUCUAUCUAUCUAUCUAUCUAAGGCUGUUCAUUUCUAUCUAUAUCUAAAAAGCUGUUCAUUUCAUCUAUCUAUCUAUCUAAUCUUUUCAUUUCUAUCUAUCUAUCUAAGGCUGUUCAUUAUCUAUCCAUCUAUCUAUCUAUCUAUCUAUCUAUCUAUCUAUCUAUCUAAGGCUGCUGUUCAUUUCUAUCUAUCUAUCUAUCUAUCUAUCUAUCUAAGGCUGUUCAUUUCUUUCUAUCUAAUCUAUCCAUCUAUCUAUCUAUCUAAGGCUGUUCAUUUCCAUCUAUCUAAUCCAUGCUGUUCAUUUCUCUAUAUCUAUCUAUCUAAGGUUAUUCAUUUCUAUAUCUAUAUAUCUAUCUAUCUAUCAUCUGUUCAUUUCUAUCUAGCUAAGGCUGUUCAUUUUUAUCUAUAUAUAUAUCUAGCUAAGGCUGUUCAUUUCUAUCUAUCUAUCUAUCUAUCUAUCUAUCUAUCUAUCUAUCUAUCUAUCUAUCUAUGGCUGUUAAUUUCUCUCUAUCUAUCUAAGGCUGUUCAUUUCUAUCCAUCUAUUCAUCUAAGGCUGUUCAUUUCUAUCUAUCUAUCUAUCUAUCUAUCUAUCUAUCUAUCUAUUUCUUUCUCUCUCUAUCUAUCUAUCUAUCUAUCUAUCUUUUUAUAUAUGGUUGGUCAUUUCUAUCUAUCUAUCUAUCUAUCUCAUUCUGUUCCUAUUUAUCUAUCUAUCUAUCUAUCUACUCUCUUCAAUUUGUUCCUAUCUAUCUAUCUAUCUAUCUAUCUAUCUAUCUAUCUAUCUAAUUCUGUUCAUAUCUAUUUUAUUAUCUAUCUAUCUAUCUAUCUAUCUAUCUAUCUAUCUAUCUAUCUAUCUAUCUAUCUAUCUAAGAAACAUCAAAAUGGUAACAGAACUACGAGCACUGUUAAUGGAAUAUUGAUGACUGAGAAUUAA